This is a messenger RNA of Caenorhabditis remanei, 1191 nucleotides long. RefSeq lists its product as uncharacterized. Gene Ontology annotation, biological process: negative regulation of gene expression; positive regulation of translational termination; protein hydroxylation. Bases 1 to 1191 code for a protein of 396 amino acids. Gene Ontology annotation, cellular component: cytoplasm; nucleus. NCBI's taxonomy places the organism in Eukaryota, Metazoa, Nematoda, Chromadorea, Rhabditida, Rhabditidae. The record is from RefSeq and is a predicted model, not a curated record. The transcript has 7 exons. Gene Ontology annotation, molecular function: histone H4R3 demethylase activity; sequence-specific DNA binding.
AUGUUAUCAACUCCUUUAGCCAAGUCGAAUCCUAGGAAUCGAAUUCCGUUGAGAACAGCAGUGACGGCGCAUGGUAAGUUCCAUCCACGAAUAUAUUCAACAAAAGUGGUGAAAUCGAAUGGAAGAACGGCGAAUCCAAUUCCUCCGACGAGAAGAGUACCAGCCAUAACACAUCCACUGAUUCUGUGGAAUCCAGAAAGCAUCCAGAUGACGUUUGAAAUCCCUCGAAUCGAAGAUGAGUUCACUCCUUGGUUGAAUAUUCUUGUAGAACAUGGAUUCAAAAACAAACCGUUUAUUCUCGGCGAAACUUUCAGUAGUUCUUGGUUAGCUAGAAAAGAGUGGGUCCUCCCAGAUGGUCAACCAAACAAGGAAUAUCUUAAACAAGCAUAUGGAAAUUCUCUAGUACCCAUUCUAAUGAAUGGAUCUGAUUAUAAAUCAACAACUCUAACAGAAUUCCUUGAAAACAUGAGAGAUCCGAAAGUAUACCUCAAAGAUUGGCACUUUCAAAAUCAAUUCGGAACUUCCGUGUAUAAACUUCAUCCGUUUUUUUCUCGAGAUUUCGUGAACUGCGAGAAAUGGACAACCGAAAAAAGCAAGAAUCCAUUCGGCGAUGACUACAGAUUUGUUUAUAUUGGAGCUGCAGAAUCUUGGACUAAGUUUCAUGCAGAUGUCGUUUCUUCCUACAGUUGGUCUGCUAAUAUCUGCGGAAGAAAGAAGUGGUUCAUGAUGCCACCGGGAAAAGAACAUUUUUUCAAAUGCAAUUUCUCGGAAUCGGGUUUUGUUGAGGAUAUUCGCGAUUUUCCAAAUUUAUUUGAACAAGCUGAAGUAGUUACAUUCAUCCAAGAACCAGGAGAAAUCGUAUUUGUUCCUUCCAAUUGGUAUCAUCAAGUUCACAAUUUGGCUGACACGAUUUCUAUCAAUCACAAUUGGAUGAACAGUACAAAUCUCCACAUAGUUCACAAAUUCUUGAACCAAAGAAAACAUGAUGUCAAGCAUGAACUUCGCGACUGUCUUGACUCGUUUCAGAAGAAUGAAUUUGACGAGAAAGUGGAGGAACUUCUAUUCAUCGAUGCUAGACUCAACAUCUCAAAAUUUCUUCAACUAUGUGAACUGGUUAAGGAAUCGAGAUCCAAAAGUCAACAUGAAUAUUUAUGUAAAGUUCAUAGCUCAGACAUGUGCGUUCGAAAUUAG